AUGUUGAGAAAGGGAAAUUUCCAUCGCUUAGCAGUUUCAAGAGGAAGUUUUCAUUAGUUGACCAAUAGGCAAGGGACCAGACACGUCAUCUUGUAACCUAAAUUAUUAGGGAACUUAAGCAACUACGACGACGACGACGACAACUUCAAAAAACAAUAGAUUUAAUGAUCAAAACAACAGCUCUUCGCGUGCAUCACUCUUUUUAGUACAUUUCUUUGACGUCCACUGCACGACUACGACCUGAAACCUCCUAAUUUCACGUUUUAUGGAGGACGUGGACAUACGACAACGAAUUUUCCUUCUUUUUUUUAACUUGAAUAAAAUCCUUAAGAAUUCAAUUCAAGGAAAAGUCGCCUGCAUUUGACAUAUUGAGCGGGUUCAAAACCACCCAUAAUACCUUUCGGGAUUGUCGCGUGCACUUUUUCCGCAACCUUUCUCGAAAUAGCUGUGAACUUGGAAAAUUAAUGUUUCAUAUCCUGUCAGACUCGUUUUGUUCAUUGUUGCUUUUUUUUUUCUUAAAAACGUAAGAAUACUUUUCUACUUUCCUUUUUCUUAUUAGCAACUGAACAGAUAUGAUCAGGUGUGUAUCAAACUUAAUCCAGUCAGGAGACAUUCUGAGUAAACGCGCGCACCGUAAUUUCGACAAAAUGUGUGGAAUGUAACCUCGAAAUUUUUACCGUGGCGAUCCUGUAUGCAUGUACAGUGAAAAUACACUUUGCUGUGGCUUGAAGGUGAUACAUUUUCCUGGCAUUCCAAAGCUUUACUUACAACCAGCAAGUAGACACAAGGUGUUUAAUCUAUCCCUUCAGUCAGUUAAUUUAAGUUCUAAGAAGUCUUUGCAAACGAUCAAACAAAACAAAAAAUAUUUUUUCUUUUUAUUUUAACAUCAUUGCAAAAUGCUUACAUCACUAGUCACUGAUAUUUUUGUCCAACCUCGUUUUCGUAAGCUAUCUUUGUUCCCAGGAUCUUUCUUUCGUCAUUUACGUCACUCUUGAGUCGUACACAGAAGACAAAAAGAAGGACCCUGGGAACAAGGUUUUUCGUCAACUGCGUCAUUAAUGACGUAGCAUGACGUACUUAGCGAGUAAAAAACCCUAGGUGCGAGGUUGAAUUUUGUCUUGAUGUAGAACUUGUGUGGACUCUACUCAAAAUAGUUGAUGGGAUCGUCCUUGGUCAUUCCUGUCUUGAUAGCAGAUAAUGUAAGAGUUGAUCCAUCACCUGGCAGAGACUGCAAAACGCGCAAAUGAACGUAGGAAGGACCGCCAACAUGAACCUGUAGGUAGAAUAUUUUAACAGUUUAAAGGACCCACCCUCGAGUAAGGUAUACAGUGGAACCCUGAUUCAUCGGAAAACAUUGGGAAAAUCAAACUGGUUCGAAUGUUGGGGAGGUUUGAAAAAUCGGAGGUAAAAUUACGCUGUGUGGCUGAUAAAGAAAGUUAGGUUUAGUUCGAAUUAUCGGGGAUUUCGAAACACCCAGUGUUCCAGAAAUCGAGAUUGCACUGUAGAUCCCAUAUGUAAUGUGUGAGUCAAUUAUGAACUUUCAGCAUUGAAAAUGUUAAAAUGUCGAUACACAGAAGAAAUCGAUUUGAUAGCGAAACCCAGGGGACACUAAUCUAAUCUAACAAAUGUUAUUUCUUUUUAUUGAUUGUGGAAUUUUGAUCCAAUAUAACUCUUGAGUUUCAGUUUAAGUUUAAUGAUCACACGCAUUGGUUCUAACAGACAAUUAUAUAAAAGAGGAUAAAAGCGAGGAUGAUGGCUAAUACACCGGUUCCUGGCAGACCGUUUGAGUGGAAAGCCGUGUUAUGAGAAUAUUAUGAGUGAUUACGGAAACAGACAACGCUUGAGUUAACUCAGGAAUCAUUACAUACUUGAAUAAUAAUUGGCAAACGCAAUGCUUUACAUUUCCCCUACCCCACUCCCCACUCUUUCGUUGAUGUCAUAAUGACUAUGGGCGCGUACAUAGUUACUUGGAACGUUCUUGGCUAACCUUAAUGAAGUAAUUUUUUCCAGCUACAACUUGAGUCUUAUAUGAUAUGGCUUUAAAUUCUUGAAAGACUUGCCCUGCCAUUUCCUCUGCUUGGGGCUUCACCUGUUGGAGAGACAAGUUGAAGUUAUUUUUCACCCCCCUUUAGUAAAGAGGUUCGAAAUAAUAAAUACCGUAAAACCCCGGUUACAUACGCCCUAACUAUACCUUCCCCACCUCUGCUCUGAUGGUACCAUCUACCUAUUUAAAGUGGAACCUCGAUAUAACGUCGAUCGGUAUAACGACAGUUGUUCUUUACCCCAGUAAUAGCAAACCAUAUGAAUUAAAAGAACCUCGAUAUAAUGAAACUUCGUCUUGCCCGUCCUAAUAGGCCGUUCGUUAUAUCGAGGUUCUACUGUGCAACAAUAAUAUUCCGGCUAAAAGCCUUCCACUCAUUUUUUUCCCUUGUUUUCUUCGUUUUUAAUCACAAAAGUCGUGCGAGUAGGGUUUAGAACAAUAAUUGUUAUCAUGAUUGCAACCAAAUGAACUUCUAUCGCAUCAAUUAUACUGGCAAUAUAUAUUUAAGCUGCAUGUUCAUCGUUUGUUUACAAAGCCGGAAAUGUAAUGUUUCUGUCUUCCCUCCGAGUGUCACCUUUCUCGCGGGUGGCAAUUUGACGCGUGCUCUCAUAUUUUGCUCAAACCAACCGCUGAAGAAAACGACAUGGAGAAACAAGGAACAUAUAUAACGGAUAUUUCUAGGUUAAAUAACUUUCUAUAUCUUUUUUUCGCAUUAGAAAUCAGUCCUUAUAUAUGCUUUGAAAGGUCGCGUAUUGCCUUGAAGCUCGAUCGUUACGCACGCUUUCCAGCCGUGGGUUACGCGGGUUGUCAGCUAUCGCCAAACAAGGCAUUUCGAAGUUAAGCGGAGAAAGAAAUAAUAUAUCAUGAGGGAGCUGCCUCACAUGCUAGCUUAAACUGAUACCUGAUCGCAAAUCUUUUGCACUUCUGCAUCGGCCGGUUUCAGCGGACUCAGUCCACCUGGUACAACAUCUUUAGCGUCCUGUGACAUGUUCUCAAGAAAUUUCUUUAGCCAGAUUCCGUCAGAUAAUUUCUCAACAAAGACUGAUCUGAUAGAAAAGCGAGAUAACUCAAGAUUUAUAUUUUGUUUAUUACACAACUGAUUGGUGGCGUGAUGUAUGACGUAAAUGUAAAUGAUUAGUUUCAUGCAAUGCGGAAGAAAGUUUUGUUUUUGAUCACCAGGUCACGCUCAAGAACUACCGAUUAGAAUCUUUAAGUUAAAAUAAACAUUCAAAGCCAGUACUUCCGCUGGAGCCUUAAGUGAUAUAAUCUGGUGAGCUUUUGUAAAGGUAUCUUAAGUUAAUGCUUACCAAAGAAAGUAGACGUGUAGGAAAAUAAAAAAACACGAGGAAUUGUUAAUGCUUUUUUUACCGACUCAUUAGCACGUACGGAUCGAUUCGGAUCGACAGGUUCGUUAACCCUAUCUCCCUCUCUAUGAAAGGAAAUUGACUGAUUAACGUCACAACUGAAAGCUCAUUUGAAAACGAAAUAAUAUUAAACAAGAUAAUUAAAUUAUACGGAGCAGCAAAGAAACAGAUAAAUUUUUACAACUUGUACUCCUAUAUAUAGUCCAAUAAACUGAACAUGCUGCAGGCUACUUUGCAACCGACUCAGUUUAUACUGCCUAUCAUAGGCACAAUUACACAUUAUCGAAGCAGUUCAUACGUUCUCAAACCGCUUUUCACUAGCGCUUAUGCAUCAGUCAAUAGCGCUGCAGGCAGUUACUAUUUAAAGACUCGAAACUCAGACAAACAAACUGAAAUUAAUAUUUAGCGGAUUCCUCACUUUUGUCUGACCUUUGUCGUUAAAAUGAGAAAAAUGGCAAAACUCAGACAAAAAUUGCAAUUCAGUCACUCUGACGUCAUUUGCACGCCACGUUAUUGAAACUCAACCCCCCCGACCCCCGACCCCCGGGACUUAGCGGGGAAUUAAGCAUUGGCCUGGUGUUAAAACCCCGCUAUUUUUCCCGCUCCCCGGGCCAAGACGUUUGUUAAAGGUCCCGUACAGCAGGGCAUUAGUUGUUCUAGGCUCGAAUCUCGAGGGUUCGACGUUGAACAUGUUCCUCUCCGAGAAAGGGCUCCUUUCCGCAACAGCGUUUGGUAAUCGAGUCUAAAGCAGUUCAGAACUAGUCACACUGCUCAGGACUCAUUUCUUUAAACGUCAACCAUAUAUUUAAAAAAUAAAACUGUCAGCCUCUACGUUCGUUCCUAGAAACUGCACUGGCGACUCCCAUGAAAAUGAAAACCUUCAAUGUUCUGAGAUCAAGCAAGAUGAAAAGGUAUCAGAUCUACCUGCUUCAGUUGUACCCGGAACAUUAGGACGCAUGUCGAGAAAGGGAAAUUUCCAUCGCUUAGCAGUUUCAAGAGGAAGUUUUCAUCAGUUGACCAAGAUGUGGUUGAGAAACCAAAUGGGCCUAGCUGUAAGCAGGUGAAGCUUAGCAGCGUAUUCACACGGGAUAAACAAGCUUCCAGGCUGGAAAUAGCUAGACUACCAGUAGUCCCCCAUGAGGAAAAAUGGAGGACUACUCGUAGUCUAGGCUGGAAAGCAAAGAGUCUGUAGAAACAGGUGGUGGGCAUGUUUAUGCUGUUGCUAAGUCUCAAAGAUCUGAAAAUAUUGGUGAUAGCAAAAAAAACUGACAUUGAAGUUGUUGAAGUUAAGGAUGAUAUCAUUUCUGUAAGUGAAUCUGAUGAUGACGAACUUAAUUCUCAGAAAGACGUCCAGCAAGAAAUAGAUUCAGAGCGUUUCGAUAAAACUAAUCAAACACUUUUAGGCCAGGCUAAAGAUUAUUCAAGUAACGCAUCUUGCACAACAAUACUGGUUCUUCCUAAACUUGGCAACACCGAAAAACAAACUCAGGUAUCAGAGAUGGUUAGGAACAGAAAGGAAACAACAGUGAGUUUCAGUAUGAAUAAACUUAAAAGCGUUGUUUUGGCUCAAACGAGACAGAAAACAGGUGAAGGAGAAGCUCGUUCGUUUAGAGCGAAGAUAGCACCAGAGAGCAAUUCCAGUGCUGAGAAAGAACUAACGAAAAAUAUUAGUAAAGAUAUGUUCAAGGGUAUGGAAGUUUUGGAUCAAUUUAAUCUGGGUUUUAUCAUCCCAAAACUGGACAAUGAUUUGUUCAUAAUCGACCAGCAUGCUUCAGAUGAGAAAUUAACUUUGAGGAUCAACAGAGGAACACAACAAUUAAAUCCCAACGUCUUACUGUUCCUUAGAAACUUGAAGCGACCGCUAUCCUUAUGGACAACGUGGAAAUAUUUCAAACGAACGGAUUUUAUUUUGAGGUUGAUCACAAUGCCGAGGCAAUGA
Molecule: messenger RNA, 5344 nt
Organism: Porites lobata
Lineage: Eukaryota; Metazoa; Cnidaria; Anthozoa; Scleractinia; Poritidae
Source: the annotation of a GenBank genome assembly